GUAUGUAUGUUAUUGUCGUUGUUGUUGUAUGUCGAUGAUGAAGUACUACAUGGGUAUCCUAGCUCUCAUACAUGGUCGUACAAGUUUGCAAAACUUGUGUUUUUGGCUAACAUCAAGUUUUCAUGCCGGGAAGUUCCAAAUUGGAGGUAGGUAAAAGGCCACUUCAUACGUAGAGCUCAAAUUCGAGACCUCUGGUAUUCAAAUUCGAGACCUCUGGUUUCAAACAAUAGUUUGUCUCGUCUAGUUGGUCUCCUUCUUGGCAUCAUUAUGAUCUUACAUUGAUUUGCAACUAUUACAAUACUAAGCAAUUUUUGACUUUCUUUGAUGGAUAGAAUUCCUUUCUGUUGGAGGCGAUAGAAGUUGUCCUAAGUUAUCGAAAAAACCUUCCUUUGAUCUCACUUGAAAUUGCGUAAUUAAAAAGAGUAGUUCUCUGUGUUGAGAGAGAUCUGAGAUUCCAUAAGUAACUUAGCGCUAGUGCUUUAGAGCUUGAAAUAAGAAAAUGAAAUAGAAACAACCGCGCACAAGAUUACAGUUGAUAUAUUAACUCUAGGUUGAGUUUAUCCCGUAUUUGGUUGGGAUAAAUCGCAAAAUAACUUAUUCUAAAAUUAUAGUGUUAUUUUUAUCCCUCACUGAUGGAGGAAUAACAAUCUCGAAAUAACUAAUUUGAAAUAAAUUAUCUUGAGAUAACUUGUUCCCAGCCAAACGAAUCCAAGAAUUUGAGAUGCCCCACAAGAAAUCUUUAAUUGAUGAAAGAUUUGGGCAGAUCUUUUGGAUUUCUUCUUAUAUGUACCAUACCACAAAGCAUUAUGUGUGCUUAUCCUUAAUUUUUUUAUUUUUUCUUUCUAUAUGUGACCUCAUGUGUAUUCAAAGUUCAAGUUUGACAUUAUUAUAAUGAAAAGAAGAUAAACUUUUAUUGUAUUUAAGGAUUUGUAUAGCAGACAAUGCAACCUUUGGUUACUAUACCAAAACUAGUGAUGCAAAAAAGGGCUAUAGUAGAACCGGACACGGAUUCAGAAUUUAAAGUUUAGGGUUUCUAUAAUGAUUAAAGUUAAAUACUACUAUCUCCGUCCUAUUUUAUGUAUUGUCAUUUGAUCGGGUACGGAGUUUAAGAAAUAAGUAAUGACUUUGUAAAGUUUAUAAAAUUGUCCCUCUUAAAGUUAUUUUAAUGUUUACUUUUUAGUUGUCUUUUCUUAAUAAGCGGGACCCACUAAGGACAAAAUGGGAAUGAUAUUAAAUAGUUGUCAAAUAAGGAAAGGUGACAUUCUUUUUGGAACGGACCAAAAAGAAAAUGACGACACAUAAAAUGGGACAAAGAGAUUAUAAUACUUAGUGGAUUUAUUAAUAUAUACAAUGUUUGGGUAAAAGCUUUUGCGUUCAUGUAAACUCAUAACCGACCCUCAAAAUUUGCCCACGGCCGGGUCAAUUCAUCAGAUGGUAAAUUAAAUAUGGCAGUAUACCUAAUGUAAUCUCAUAAGUGAGAGUAAGACCUACGCAGAUGUUGUCCCUACUUUUGUGAGAUAAAGAGAUUGUUUUCGAUAGACCCUGAACUAGAUAUAAUAUUAAAUGAAAACUGAAAAAUCCCUUUUGAUGACUUAAUAAAUCUAAAGCCAAUGGUGGGGUUGCCACAAACUAGUUAGUGUACAUUAUCAACCUACUUUGGCUAUGUAAUGAAUUUCUCCAUACCACUUUUGCUAUUUUUAUAUGUACAAUAUUACAACUACUAUAUAAAGCGUGUCACUUUCUCAAGUUGCUACAACCAUAUCACAUAAAUACAUCAAAUAUACACAUUAUGGCUUUCAAAUUGCAACUUAUAACCAUGCAAGAAGAGAAAUUACGAAAAGGCCCUUGGCUCGACGAGGAAGACGAGCGACUAGCAUUUGUUGUCUCCAUUUUAGGUGAACAUCAUUGGGAUGCGUUAGCAAAAGCUUCAGGACUGAGGAGAAGUGGAAAAAGUUGCAGAUUGAGAUGGAUGAACUACCUUAGACCUAAUUUAAAACAUGGCCAAAUUACUGAAGAUGAAGAAAAUUUAAUUAUUAAACUUCAAAAACAAUUGGGAAACAAGUGGUCAAAGAUUGCUAAACAAUUGCCAGGAAGAACUGAUAAUGAAAUAAAGAAUUACUGGAGAAGUCAUUUGAGAAAGAAAGCACUUAUUUAUGAACAAGAAUGCUUUGGAAGCAAUAAUACAAGUAGUGAUUCACAACCAAAAUUAUCAUUUGCAAAAGAUGAUAAUUGUCAUAGCUUUGAUGAUGGUGAAGAAGAAUCCUCCAGAUUAUUGGAUUGGAUGAUACCAAGUUGGACAUAUGAACAAAGUCAAAUGGAACAUCACAUGUACCUUUGUAAAAUAUUAAACCUAUGUUCUUGUAAUUAUUCUUCUCAAGAUGAAAAUAUUAGUAGUACAUGGGAUGAUGCUUCAUCAUCUUCUAUUUGGGAAUACUAGUA
Molecule: messenger RNA, 2439 nt
Organism: Capsicum annuum
Lineage: Eukaryota; Viridiplantae; Streptophyta; Magnoliopsida; Solanales; Solanaceae
Product: transcription factor MYB27-like
Exons: 4
Coding region: 1790-2437 (215 amino acids)
Source: RefSeq, a predicted model, not a curated record